UCCUCAAGUGCCAAUCUUGGCAUAAUGAGGACACUGUCCCAAUAUUUGGGCUUUUUCCUAGCGUUCUUGUCUGCUGGCUUCCUAAUUGUGGCAACUUGGACUGAUUGCUGGAUGGAAAAUGCAGAUGACUCUCUAGAGGUGAAUACCAAAUGCCGCGGUCUUUGGUGGGAAUGCGUCACAAAUGCAUUUGAUGGGAUAACGACCUGUGAUGAAUAUGACUCCAUAUAUGCAGAACAUGCACUGAAACUAGUGAUGACUCGUGGCCUUUUGAUAACAGCAGAUAUUCUGGCUGGGUUUGGCUUCAUUUUCCUGCUCCUGGGGCUUGACUGUGUCAUAUUACUCACAGAUGAAUCACACAUCAAGUUAAAAAUCUGUUAUGUAGCUGGAAUUACACUCAUUAUUGGAGGUGUUCCCGGCAUCAUUGGCUCGCUGUGGUAUGCAAUAGACGUUUACGUGGAGCGCACAACUUUGGUUAUAUAUGAUGUUUUUCUGGGAAUCCAAUACAAAUUUGGUUGGUCAUGCUGGCUUGGCAUGGUCGGCUCCCUGGGAUGCUUUUUAAGUGGUGCACUGCUCAUAUCUUGUCAUUAUCUUUUACAAGAUGGAAGAUAUGUCAGAAACCAGUCAUUUUCAUCUAGAAAAACGUAUCUCCGCACAAGAAGUUCUGUGGGCAAGUAUUAUUCCCCAACUCAAACAGAGACUGCCAAGAUGUAUGCUAUGGGCACAAGAGUAUGAGGACAACUGGGCUCAUUGGUAUAUUAAGUAUAUGGUUUACAGCAGCAUGCUGUGCCAGGACCAGUU
This is a messenger RNA of Pseudophryne corroboree (corroboree frog), 798 nucleotides long. RefSeq names its product claudin 16 (gene CLDN16). Lineage: Eukaryota; Metazoa; Chordata; Amphibia; Anura; Myobatrachidae. Bases 25 to 732 code for a protein of 235 amino acids. Gene Ontology annotation, biological process: cell adhesion; bicellular tight junction assembly. The transcript has 5 exons. The record is from RefSeq and is a predicted model, not a curated record. Gene Ontology annotation, cellular component: plasma membrane; bicellular tight junction. Gene Ontology annotation, molecular function: structural molecule activity.